CGAGCAGCCUGUCUCGGGUGCCGCCAUGUUGGUGAGGAGAAAUCACCGUUACGGCCAGUGUCCAAAUCCCCGCGUCGCUGCACGCCGCCCGCCCGCCCGCUCCCAAGCCUCAGCCACCGGCGGCGAAUAGAGACUAAAGCGGCAGCGCCGGCAGCGCGGGGCCGUUGCCCAGUGUUUGCAGUUAGAGCCCCAUCUCUCUGGCGUGGUUGUUAAUAGACUGGAAAGUCUGUGUCUGUGUCGCUCACUAGUAACCGUGAGUUUUUACCACUUCGUCACCUCUCGGCGGCGGCCGGGAGCAGGUACCCGCAGGCGGCGCAGGGGUCCUCCCCGCGCCCCGCCGCCGCCGGCCUCGCAGACCUGUCCUCCAGCCCCGCCCCGUUCUUGACCAAACAUGACAGACUCUGAACAUGCAGGGCACGACAGAGAAGAUGGCGAAUUAGAAGAUGGUGAAAUAGAUGAUGCAGGACUUGAAGAAACACAAGAACAGGAAGCAAAAGAGGAUGAAAAACAGAAAAAUGAAAAAGCCUAUAGAAAAUCAAGGAAAAAACACAAGAAAGAAAGAGAGAAGAAAAAAUCCAAAAGGAGAAAACGUGAAAAACAUAAGUAUAAUUCUCCAUCUAGUGAUGAUAGUUCAGACUACAGCCUUGAUUCAGAUGUUGAACAUACAGAAAGUUCCCACAAAAAAAGAGCUGGUUUCUACAGGGAUUAUGACAUUCCAUUUUCUCAGCAUGGACACUUAUCAGGAAGCUACAUGACAUCAAAGAAGAGCCAACAUAACAAAAAAUUUAAAAGUAAAGAGUAUGAUGAGUACAGUACGUACAGUGAUGACAACUUCGGCACCUACAGUCAGGAGACAGACGAAGAUUUUGCCAGUCAGCUGAAACAGUACAGACAAGCUAAAGAAACCUCAACUACAGCUUUAGGAUCAUCAUUUUCUAAAGAACCAGGGAAAAAACAAAGAAUGAAAGCCCAGCAAGGUAUUGAACAGAGGGUUAAAACUUUUAAUGUUGGUCGUGGACGUGGUUUGCCGAAGAAAAUCAAACGCAAAGACCGUGGGGGAAGAACCAAUAAAGGGCCUAAUAUUUUUUCAGGAAUGGAUGACUAUCAAGAGUAUAGUAAACCAGGGAAAAAAUGGAAGGUUAUGACUCAGGAAUUCAUUAAUCAGCACACAGUGGAACACAAAGGAAAACAAAUCUGUAAAUACUUUCUGGAAGGGAGAUGUAUUAAGGGAGAUCAGUGUAAAUUUGAUCAUGAUGCAGAGUUGGAGAAGAGAAAGGAGAUCUGCAAAUUUUAUUUACAAGGAUAUUGUACCAAAGGAGAGAACUGCAUUUAUAUGCAUAAUGAAUUUCCAUGUAAGUUCUAUCAUAGUGGAGCAAAAUGUUACCAAGGAGACAAUUGCAAAUUUUCACAUGAUGAUCUGACUAAAGAAACAAAGAAACUUUUGGACAAAGUGUUGAACACUGAAGAAGAAGCCACAAAUGAAGAUGAACGAGAAUUAGAAGAACUUAGAAAACGGGGCAUAACUCCUCUUCCCAAACCACCUCCAGGAGUUGGGCUUCUGCCAACCCCACCAGAGCAUUUUCCCUUUUCUGAUCCCGAAGACGAUUUUCAGACCGAUCUCUCUGAUGAUUUCAAGAAAAUCCCAUCUCUUUUUGAAAUAGUUGUAAAACCUACUGUGGAUUUAGCACAUAAGAUUGGGAAGAAGCCACCAGCAUUUUAUAACAGUACCUCACCACCAGGACCACAGUUUCAGGAAAGCAGCCCACAUCCUCAACAUAUCUAUAGUUCUGGAUCAAGUCCAGGUCCUGGACCUAAUAUGUCUCAGGGACACAGUAGUCCUGUGAUGCACCCGGGCUCCCCCGGACAUCAUCCAUGCGCAGCAGUGCCACUCAGCCCACCUUUGCCACCUGCUCCACCUGGAAUUUUAGGUCCUCACAGUCAAGCUGGGGUACUUGUUCAACCAGAUGCACCUUUGACACCACCGAGUAUGAGUGGUGCUUACCAUUGCUCGGGCUUUCCAGAACACAUGAUGAAAGUACCUAGAGAGAAUCACUGUUCUCCGGGUUCCUCAUACCUGCAAAGUACUGGUGAAAUGCAGCUCAACACCAGUUAUGAGUCCCUACAAAACCCAGCUGAAUUUUAUGAUAAUUACUAUUCACAGCAUGCUGUACAUAAUUUUCAGCCACCCAAUAACUCUGGUGAUGGGAUGUGGCAUGUUGACUUUGCCCAGCAUCAGCCAACCAUUGUUCAAGACUCCCCUAACCGUGCGAGUGGAUCUGACGGCAGCAGCAACACGAAGGGCCACGGCCCCCUGCCUGCACCAGGCCUCCUCCCUGCAGUGCAGAGAGCUCUUUUUGUCAGACUUACUCAGAAAUACCAAGAAGAAGAUGAACCAAGCAGCACCCAACCUCAAAGGGCACCAAGCAAGGAAGAAGAUGAUACUGUUAACUGGUAUUCAAGUAGUGAAGAGGAAGAAGGAAGCAGUGUGAAGUCAAUACUGAAAACAUUACAGAAACAAACAGAAACUUUAAGGAAUCAGCAACAACCUUCCACAGAGCUCAGCACUCCUACUGACCCAAGACUCGCUAAAGAGAAAAGCAAAGGAAACCAAGUUGUUGACCCUAGACUUAGGACUAUCCCAAGGCAAGACAUGAGAAAAUCUGAAUCUACCCCACUGGAUCUAAGACUUGCAUGGGAUCCCAGGAAAUUGAGAGGGAAUGGAAGUGGUCAUGUAGGAUCUUCUGUUGGUGGAACAAAGUUUGAUUCACAUCAUGCAAAUGCUGGCUCUGUCAAACACAAAAGAGGAGAUGAUGAUGAUGAAGAUACAGAAAGAGAAUUGAGAGAAAAAGCUUUCUUAAUACCUUUGGAUUCUUCCCCUGGCAUAAUGCUCCAGGAUCCAAGGUCUCAGCUGAGGCAGUUCAGUCACAUUAAAAUGGAUAUUAUCCUAACCAAACCCAACUUUGCAAAACACAUCGUGUGGGCUCCAGAAGACUUACUUCCAGUCCCUUUACCUAAACCUGACCCAGUAUCUUCAAUCAAUUUACCUCUGCCCCCUCUUAUAGCUGACCAGAGGCUCAGUAGGUUAUGGAAUACAAAAAGCGAUCUUCAUCAGAACACAGUGCCCACUGAUUCGAAAUCAGCAGCCAAAGCCAAAGUGAACACCACAAACAGAGAAGGCUACCUAGAACAAUUUGGAGACUUACAUAGUUCAGGAAGUAAAUUAGGAGAUCCUAGGCUGCAAAAAAAUUUUGAUCCUAGGCUUCAUAGACUGCACACUACAGAGUCUCACCCAGCUGUUGUGAAGGACUCACAUACAUUAAAGGGCACCCCUCACUUAGCCAGAUCCAACCCUGCUUCAUCACAGCCCUCAGGGGCAGCGACUAGCAGCAGUUCUGGGCCAGGGCCUUUGCCUCCGUAUGCCCCUAAACUCUCCUCUUCAGCUGGCCUUCCCCUGGGAACUCCAAGUUCAGUUCUUAGUGGCAUUAGUUUGUAUGACCCUAGGGAGCAUGCUUCAUCAUCUGCAUCAGAGCUAGCAACAGAAAAUGCAGAGAACCAGAAAAAAAGUGGUUUAAAAAGUAGUGACAAAAAUGAGCCUUCUCCUGGAGAAGCAGUCCUGCUACAGAAAACCAGUGCAAACGUGGAAGUCGCUGUGGAUGGGCCGGCUGAUCCCCAGGCAGAUAUUCUCAGGAGUCCUGGUAUGGUUCAGGUCCCAGCAGUGCACAGUCUUCCUAUUCAGGCAUUAACAGGCUUAAUUAGACCCCAGUACAGCGAGCCAAGGCAGUCCAGGCAGCCAGGACAGAUGAGCCCCACCCCAGAAAGUGAUCCCAGUAGAGAACCAGAUGACAAAUCUCUGAAAGAGGUUUUUAAAACUUUUGAUCCAACUGCUUCACCAUUUUGUUAGCUAUUCUUUUCACUUUGUGACUAUUGCAGUCCUCUGCUGUUUUGUAACUGGUUUACCUCUAUAGUUUAUUUAUUUUUAAAUUAUAAAUACUUUUCAGCUGCUAGUAUCAGAACCACAUGAAGUUAUAUCCUCUAAAGCCUGUGGUAUUUUAUAUAAUAUUUUUAUAACUUUAAGAGACUGUAGUAAUUGACAUAGAAACCUAUAUAUCAUGUUAGCUUCAGUAAAAGUACUUUUAUCGUUAAUAAACCAUCAUGAACUCGACACUCUGCCCAAAUAUAUGCCAGUCAUCUUUCAUAAUCAAUGUUUAGAUAAAUGAUUACCACUUUUAUAUGGUUGUUAGUUUCAAGCAAUAUGAUGUACAUUACUUUUGAGCAACAGUAUUUUGACUAGGAUCUUCUCUAUUUGUCAACACAGAACUGAUUAAUAUGUAAUGCUAACUGCUAACUAAAAUGUAAAAUGAAGUAAAGAAAACAUUUUUAAAAUCACAAUCGGCAGAGCAGUUCGUGUUUAAGGGCAUCACUUUUAUUAGUAUUGGCAAUAUUAUUCGUGUAAAUGAAGCAUUUGAAUGUCAUAUCUUUUAAAAGUAUUUUAUUGUAUACUGUAUCAUAGAAGUUGGAGAUACAUAGAUUGUUUUUGCUAAAGUGAAAAAUUCCCCAAGUUCUCUAACAUAACUUUUUAAAUUUAAUUUUUCAUAUUAAAUAGUUAUGAGUU
Messenger RNA from Callorhinus ursinus (northern fur seal), 4612 nucleotides. RefSeq names its product zinc finger CCCH-type containing 6 (gene ZC3H6). Gene Ontology annotation, biological process: negative regulation of DNA-templated transcription. Gene Ontology annotation, cellular component: nucleus. Lineage: Eukaryota; Metazoa; Chordata; Mammalia; Carnivora; Otariidae. Gene Ontology annotation, molecular function: metal ion binding; RNA binding. The record is from RefSeq and is a predicted model, not a curated record.